Messenger RNA from Ostrinia nubilalis (European corn borer), 6807 nucleotides. Its product is annotated as segmentation protein cap'n'collar-like. NCBI's taxonomy places the organism in Eukaryota, Metazoa, Arthropoda, Insecta, Lepidoptera, Crambidae. The record is from RefSeq and is a predicted model, not a curated record. Gene Ontology annotation, biological process: regulation of transcription by RNA polymerase II. Gene Ontology annotation, molecular function: DNA-binding transcription factor activity, RNA polymerase II-specific; RNA polymerase II cis-regulatory region sequence-specific DNA binding. Bases 593 to 3781 code for a protein of 1062 amino acids. Gene Ontology annotation, cellular component: nucleus. The transcript has 23 exons.
GUUUGUUCGAUCGGAAGUCAGUCACAAACAGAAUUUACUAUCGAGGUGUUCUUGUUUUGAUUAUUUCGCCUUAAAUUAGUGAAAAAACAACUUUAGUGUUUUGUCAGCAGUUCUAAAUGUGAAUAAACCGUGUUACCGGUUGGAUCUUGCAGUGAUAUUGUGCCCCAAAGUGCUAACUUUUAUGUGCGGUAUUGCAACUAAAAAAACAUCAGUUUUACCAGUGAUUUAACUUGUUUUAGUGGUAAAAUCUUCCGUUAUUGUGGUGUAACGGAGCGGAACAUAUCCCGUGAAUGUGGCAACCUGCCAAAAAACUUUCAGUUUUAACAUUUUGUGGAACAGUGACUAUGUACGCGCCAGAAAUGUCUUCCAUAGUGAACUGUCGUGAUUCAGGACCCAAGUGACGUUCCUUCAAAAUGCCACCCGUCAAGCGAAAGAGGAGGAUCGACGACAAGGUUAAAUUUAGAAAUAAAGACCAAACAAGGACUCGCUCUUAGCCGAAUUCGUAAAAUUAAGUACACAAUUGAUCUCAAGUAUUUUAGUGCUCAACGUAUAAUAAAUUAAGUACAACAGACUGAUUUAAAUAAGACUUAAAAUGAUCGCGUUGAAGAAGCUUUACGGGGACGAGUUGCUGCGGCUGGCUUUAGUCCUGAGUCUUCUCAAGGCGGACCCCAGCGACUAUUUGGAGGGAGAAACUCAGCAGCUGAUCACAGGCCUAAACAUAUCCAACGGGUCGGACUGGUCUCUAGAGCAAGAAGCCAGAACGCUGAUCCGACCGAGGUUCGUCCACCCAAAAUCGCUGGACAACAUUCUAAUCAACUACGAAAGGGAGUUGUUCGAAGAGCUGAACUCCCUGGGGCGAUACGCGAACUCUUUGGAAAACAAUGAACGGAUAUGGAAUAAUCGGGGUCCGAUCCUUCAUACAUAUGUAUUGAAUAACGUAGCUACCGACACAGUCGCGCCGUCGCUGGCCUCAGCGCCGCUCGAGAGCCAGGAGAGCGAUGGGGUGUCCGCCGACGAGAACGUAGCGCAAGAAGUCAAGAUCUCUGAUGAGGAGCAGCAGGAAAAUGAGCAGCCAGACGCGGUUGUGACUCUCUCAGCUGACUUCCUAUCCAACCACACCGAAUCUGACAUUUUCGCUGAGAUCGCGUCCCGUUCUUUCGACGUCAACGAGUUCUUAGUCAACCCCAACGAGAUGCAGAUCAAAACGGAGCCCCAGGACUCCGAGUCCGAUUUCAUGGACGUCGUCGUCAAGAAGGAAAACAACGAGGAUCUGUACAAUGACAAUGCGAUCGACGAUUUCGUGCCUUACUUCACGGCGAAAGCCGAGAAAUUCGAGAUGGGAGAGCCCAAUUCCGUCUUCCACCAGAACAUGGCGGAUCUCCAGGACUAUGAGGAGAUCUUCGAUGACGUUAAAGAACUGAGGAACGAUCUGGAAUACUUGGACGUGAAGCAACAGCAAGAGAAUUUAGAACAAUAUCUCUUAGAGAACACUCCUUUGGAUGCAGAGGCCUACGAAUUGGCGCCCAUUUUUGAGGAUGAGCUGGUGUUGAAUGUGAAGAGAGAAAGAGCGAGCACUAGUUUCACUUCGGCUAGUUCGAGUGGUGUGAGUGAUAUGGAUGUGUCGGUGAAAGAGAUGCAAGACGUCAAGUCGGAGCCUGAUGAAGGGCACCAUACUGGGGAUGAGCUGACCCAAGAGGACAUGGACCUGAUCGAGGUGCUGUGGAAGCAGGAUGUGGACAUGGGAUUUUCGCUGGAGGACCCUGUGCAGUUGGAGGGUCCUCAAGCAACCAAGGUGGCAAGCGAUGAGAUUCGCAAGGAACCGCUCACUGAGACGAUGCAGAAGAAGAAGGAAGAAGAAGAAAGCAUCGAGAAGGUGAAGGCUUCGCUGCUCAACGAGGACGUUAAAGAAGAUGACCCGUGGGCAGGCCUGUCGUACACCGUGGACACCGAGACCGGCGAAUACCUGAUCCAAGGCGAGCUACCCCGUGAGCUCGAGUCGCUCGAGGAGUCCCGCUUCGACCUCUUGGAGGAGGCGCUCCAGCUCGUCGAGCUAGGAGACGAGGCAGAGACCAAGGAUGAGCAGUCUGAGUCAAUAGAGGGCAGCAUAAAGGGCAGCAGCGGCGGGGAGAUGUUGCAUCCGGCGAUGCGGCACGUGCCGCACCACCCGCUAGCGCACUACCAUAACCAGUCGCUGAUGCGGUCUAUGUCGGUGGAGCAGCGCUGGCAGGACCUGGCCUCGCUGCUGACCAUCCCGCCGCCACCGGAGCAGUACCACCAGUACCACCACCACCAGCCCCAUCCCCAUCCCCACCCCCACCCCCACCCGCAUAACAUCAGCUCCCAUGGCGCGGCCGGCGGUUACCCGCCAAAUUACCACGCCCCUCUCCCCCCGGUGCCGGAGAAACACCCUGACCCUUACGCUGGCGCAGCAGCGCCUUUGGAAGGGGCCUACAAGGUGGAAUCGGCUCAUCACCCUCAGCAACACGAUGGGAUCUACUAUCAGAACUCAACGAGCGAGAUGGCACCCCCGGCUAACCAGGACGGGUUUCUCCAGUCCAUCCUCAACGAUGAAGACCUGCAGCUCAUGGAUAUGGCGAUGAACGAAGGCAUGUACACGAUGCGGAUGCUGGACAGUGCCGGGGCACACCACGCGCCGCACCACAAUCACACCCACAUGAUGAUGACAGAACGCGACUCGGCGUCCGAUAGCGCUGUCUCAUCUAUGGGGUCGGAGAGAGUGCCCUCUCUUUCUGACGGCGAAUGGUGCGAUGGAAGCGACUCGGCGCAGGAGUUUCAUAGCUCCAAGUUCCGGCCGUACGACAGCGGCUAUGGGCGCGAACGAAGCGCGCCGCACCAGCCGCAGAAGAAACACCACAUGUUCGGCAAACGCUGCUUCCAGGAGCAGACGCCGCAGCUGGAGCCGCGGCCGGCGCCGGUCGUCAAGUACGAGUGCCCCGAGCAGGCCUACCACCACGACAACAUGCACGUGCAUAAUGGCGUAGAGUUCGGCGCGCGCGCACAAAUAGCGCCGCCGGUGGCGCUACAACCCGCGCUAGACCUCAAUGCGCCUCACUCGAGCCACGCGCUACUGCAGAACGGUCUAGCCAGCCCGGCUCGUUUCCCGUACGGUGCGGAGCGCGUGCGUCACAACCACACCUACAGCGCGCCGCCCGCGCCGCAUCAAGCCCGGCCCGCGCACACUAGGGACAAGAGAGUCCGCCGCCUGACCGAUGGCAGCAUGUCGGACGGAGGCUCGUCGGCCGCCAGCGGACACCUCACCCGAGACGAGAAGAGGGCUAAGGCUUUGGGCAUACCGCUGGAAGUGCACGACAUCAUCAAUUUGCCGAUGGAUGAGUUCAACGAGCGUCUCUCGAAGCACGAUCUGAGCGAGGCCCAGCUGUCCCUUAUAAGGGACAUAAGGAGGCGAGGCAAGAAUAAGGUGGCUGCCCAAAACUGCCGCAAGCGCAAACUCGACCAGAUCACCUCUCUCGCAGACGAAGUGCGCACAGUCCGCGACCGCAAGCAGCGCACGCAGCGUGACCACCACCAGCUGACCGCUGAAAGGCAGCGCGUCAAGGAACGGUUCGCAGCGCUGUACCGGCAUGUUUUCCAGAACCUGCGCGACCCUGAAGGCCGUCCGCUAUCCUCGCAGCAGUUCUCGCUGCAGCAGGCGGCUGAUGGCAACGUCGUGCUGGUGCCCAAGAUGCCGCAACACCCAGAUCACCCAAUGAACCGCUCUGACGACGAUAUGGACCGAAAACCGAAGAACUACGAACAGUGACACCCGACACAAACGCUAAGGUGGUAACGCAAGAUGUAUCACGCAAUUAUUUGAUCAAAUUCAUAAAUCUACUUCCGAGCAGCUUUUUCGGUCACAAAAUUAUGUCAAACCCUAAAAAAUUAUGUCAAAUCUCUAAAAAUUAUGCGAAAUUAAAAAGUUUCUUGCACCGUGUAUAAUGUAUACUGAUAUCAAAUUUUAAACAAAUUAUACGAUAUUUUUUUAACAAAAUCAACACGUUUUGAAAAUAAAAAAAAUGUAUUCUGAGAUUUGUGAGUUAAUUAGAUUUAUAAAAACACAUAUUUGAUGGUUAUUUAAUUAUGUCACCACCUUCAUUCUACAAAUAUGUUGGUAUUCUUUGUGAUUCGGAAUUGUUACUUUACAUAAACAUAUCUUGCAUAGUUCGUUUUGAGACCAAUAUUUGUAAUGUGUUCUGUCUUAUAGCGCCUUAUUUGUCAGCGAAAUGUACAGUUAAAAUGAUAAUAUAUCGAAUAAAAAUAUUGUAUGUAUCAUUUUGUCUUACGUCACCUUAAAAUUUUGAAAAAAAUGUGAUAAACAAAAAUAUUCCAUUUUUGAUUAGUGGCUGAAUAGGAUUUUUUUAUGUUUAACCAUAUCUAUGUAUGUUUUAAAAUAAUAAUUAUAUCAUCAUGUUGAAGAAAAGUCCCAUGCCAAGUAUCAUUAUGUCAAAAACAGUUUGACAUAAUGUUUGCACUUUCUAAAUUCACAUAAAAAUUACGCGAUCUUGUCACAUUGAUUAAAUUACUACCAAGCACUCAACAAUGACAUAUAAAUAUUAAAAACAUACAUAAAUAUUAGAAUGGAAUUGUGUGUUUUGCAUUCUGUCUUGCCCGACUACAAGAAUUAGUAUACGUUUACAAACUUUUGGCAUAAAUAUUUUUCGGCAAAUGUAACUUUGCAUAAUGUUUUAAAAGUAUAUUUUUCAAUAUAAUAUGUUACCAAACGCAGUGUUAUAUUUGUCGUGUGUGCUUUGCAACUAUAUGUAUGCCAGAAACGACUGAAAAUAAAAACAAAAUAAAAAAAUACAUAGGAUUAAUAAAAUGAUGUCUGCGACAUCAAACUGUUGCAAUAAGUAAUUUUAAUCUGUACUUUAACACUUUUUUGUAAUAUAUUUUUUCACUUUUUUGUUUAUAAGGUUGUUUAUUUAUGUAUAUUAUUAAGGUUGUUAUCGUGUUUCGAAUACAUUCACAAAUUCAAAUCAUACAUAUUUGGAUGGAAGUACAAAAGUAGUAUUCGCAGCGAUUAUAAAAAUAUACAUUGUCUAUUCCAAUAGCAAAAAUUUUCGUUUUUGUCCAUCUUAUUUAUCAAUAUGCAAUAUACAAAGCAAUGUUGCAAUAUUUCUUAUGAUUAGUUCUUAUACAAUGAAUUAACAAUUGGGUAAUUUGUCAUAUAAAUUAAUCAAUUCUGAGGCACAUCUCUAAUUUCGUUUAUUUUGGCCUAUUAAAACCUGUUAAUACAAUCGAUUUAUUCAUUUUUUGUUUGCUUUAAAAUCACUAAUUACUUUUAAAGUAAACAUUUGCUUUCAAAUUAGUGAUUUAUGGUUGUACUUGGGUUUUUCAGCCCAUAUAAAAAAUAAAUUGCCCAGUUGUCGCAUAUUGAUAUUCAAGAAGCACUCUUUGAACCAAUCUUUCAGUUUUCUUAGUUGUAUUGUAGAUUGAAUAAAAAUAUUUUUAAUCGGAUGUAGUAACUUUUAAAGGACCAGCGUUUUUUAUUUUUUUCUGAACUGGUCUUUUAGAUAUAUGCUACGUUUAGAUCUGUAAGUUUAAAUGUAAGUUUGCAGAUUAAAUCUUUUUCAAAGACAACAAUUUGUAAAAAAAUAUACACAAACUGUAUUUAGUUCUCUUUUUUAUUUAACCCUGUUUGUUGUCUUUAAAAAAAUGCUUGUAAGAUAAGAUUAAUAAAUAUUUAUAAAUGUGGUGCAUAUGUUUUUUAAACGAAAUAGUAUGACAGCUUUUUACGGCGAUUAAAUAAAUGAAGUAAAAAAUACGAAAUGUUUAUAUUUAUUAUUAAGUAGGGACGGGUAUGCAUUUCAACUUAAGUUCUUUGUAUAUCGAGUUGGUGGAAGGCUGUGGCGUAUUUUGCCGGCGAAAUAGUCUUUGUUUGCAAAAUAAGUAGUACAAUUUAAUUUGCACAAGAACAUUGAUAGGUUGAUCCAAAUUGUAAUUAUGCUAAAUCAAUUUAUACGGAAAUAUAAAAGUACUAAAGAGUUUGCGCCCAGUUGUCGCCCCCAUCGAAUUUACUCGCCAGCGGCGCCAACUGGUGCACAAAAAUUUGAAAUAAUAAAUAAUUCGACAAUACUACUAAAACUACUACUGAUGGAUUUAAAGUAGCAAUAGUAAACUCAUGUCCUUUCUAAAAAUCUAUAAAAUUUGAAAAUAAUGCUACUAAAACUCAGAAUUUAGUUCUUUUUACUUGGUACUAAAUAAAUAUUUUUAUUUUCUUCCUUUUUGAAUGUUUGAUCUCAAUAAAUCGCCUAUCAAUGAUUCUUUCUACAUCGAUUUAAAGGUAUAUUCACAAUGCUACGAGGGCUGACAUUGUGAACUCAUACAGAUGUGAAUACACCUUCACUCACCUUCUUAUUAAGUUGUAAGUUGUAAAGUGGAACAAAGCAGUACAUUUUCUACUUUAUUAAAAAACUUUUAUCACAAAUAAGCCCGUGUUUUAAAACGACUCAAGCAUGGAUUUCAAUUUGAAGAAUUGACUCACAAAUAAAUACAUUCUUGAGUUAAGAUUCGUACUUGAGUAUCGUUUUGUGAAACGGGUCUCAUGUAUAUGACUUUUAAAUCUAUACAGUAUAAAAAUACUGUGAUUUAGGAUUGAAAAAAAAGUUAUAUACAGAGUGUUUGAAGUGUCGUUUUACUUAUGUAUUUCGCGCUCGUAGAUUUAUAUCGUUUACCACAUAGUCCGGCAAUGUAAUAUAUUAUUACAUAUUAUUUCACCUGUGAAGGUUACUUCUUAGGCUAGAUAACAUACUUGUAAGACUUAAUAAAAAAAUUAUGCGAAAACUGAAA